CAAAUAUCGACAUGCCGACCAUUCUGGUGACCGGGGCCGCCAGUGGCAUUGGCGCGGCCUUUGUUCAAGCGUAUCAGGCAGACUCUGGCAAUAACGUCAUCGCAGUGGACAGACAAAAUGUUGCGCACUCGCACAAUGUCGAAGCAAUCAGUGCAGAUGUUGGGGACGAGGAGUCCGUACGAGCCCUCGCCCAUCGGCUCAAGGACCGGCCGCUUGACCUCGUCAUUCACAGUGCGGGCGUGCGUGGGCUGGUGCCCGGAAUCGAGUUGAGCACACCAGGCAAUGUCGCUGCAUGCGAAACAAUGGACGUGAUGGACGCCGAGACUCUAACGAAGACACUCCAUAUCAACACAGUCGGGACGUUCCUCCUCCUGCGAGCAAUUGUCCCAAAUGUUCGCCUCACGAACGGCAAGGUUGUUGUCAUGAGCUCGAGAAUGGGUAGUAUUGGCAACAAUCAGCAUCCAAACAGAGCUGCCGGUUCUGCAUAUGCCUAUCGAGCUUCCAAAGCAGCGCAGAACAUGAUCGUGAGAUCGCUGGCGGCUGAUGAGCCAGACAUUGCCUUUGUAAUGUGUCACCCUGGCCGCGUCGAGACCAAGCUCGUGAAGUGGAGAGAGGACGAUGCGAUUAGCCCCCGUGAGAGCGUGGAAAGCAUGCUUCCGAUCAUUCAGCAGUGGACCAAGAAGGACACCGGGACGUUCUACGACAGAUUCGGCGAACGUAUCGAGUGGUAGAGAUGGUGCUUGGAGAUAGUAGCAUACAGUAGAAGUAGAACAGUCCAAGCAUAGAAUCACAGUGAAUGCACGGCGCGGCACCUGCC
This is a messenger RNA of Cercospora beticola, 817 nucleotides long. RefSeq lists its product as uncharacterized. Gene Ontology annotation, molecular function: oxidoreductase activity, acting on the CH-OH group of donors, NAD or NADP as acceptor. The record is from RefSeq and is a predicted model, not a curated record. Lineage: Eukaryota; Fungi; Ascomycota; Dothideomycetes; Mycosphaerellales; Mycosphaerellaceae.